Molecule: messenger RNA, 1847 nt
Organism: Daphnia carinata
Lineage: Eukaryota; Metazoa; Arthropoda; Branchiopoda; Diplostraca; Daphniidae
Product: histone deacetylase 8-like
Exons: 9
Coding region: 145-1404 (419 amino acids)
Molecular function (GO): histone deacetylase activity
Source: RefSeq, a predicted model, not a curated record
AUCCCAUCCUCGAAUAAUAUUUCCGUAUAGCUGCGUGUCUUCUAGGUAACUCCCUUCGAAUGCGUAAAUUUGACGUUCCAGGUUAGCAAGUGUUUCCUAUACAAGGCGCAAAUAUAAACAAUGAAGUUUGCAGUUUAGAAGGCGAUGCUGGCGGCCAUUAAAUUUCAGUUUUCGAUAUUGCCCACCAUGUCGCUAGCGUUCAAGAUUGCAGACAACAUUGUUCGAAUGGCGGCAAUCAAUAAAGAAAACUUGAAGAGUGAGUCGUCCGAUUUGAAAAUUAUCGAACAAAAUGUAGACUUUGAUGUAAAACCCAAGAUUGGCUAUGUUUAUUCACCAAAUUUGAUUCAGCAAUGUAACAGAGUACCAAAUCUCACACAAAGGGCAUCGUUAGUUCAUCAUUUAUUAGAGUCAUAUGGCCUUCUGGAACAUGUUUUACUAUUAACUUGUGAUAAGGUUGAUGAUGAUGUUAUGAGAGGAUUUCAUUCUUCUGAUUACCUUGAUUUCCUGAAAGGUGAUGUGGAUGUCGAGGAUGAAAGCAGUGAAGAAUAUGGUUUGGGAUAUGACUGCCCACCACUUGAGAACAUUCAUGAUUUUAUUGCAGUGAUAGCUGGUGGAUCUGUGGCAGGAGCUAAAGCUCUUGUUUCUGGUUCUGUUGAUGUGGCUGUAAAUUUCUGUGGUGGUUGGCACCAUGCCCAAAGAGAUAGUGCCUCAGGAUUUUGUUAUAUCAAUGACUGUGUUCUAGCCAUACUCGAAUUGGAAAAAAAAUUCAAACGGGUACUCUAUAUUGAUCUUGAUAUUCACCAUGGAGACGGAGUGGAAAAUGCCUUUGUGUACAGUCGCAAAGUUUUUACGUUAUCGUUGCACAAAUACGAAGAAGGCUACUUUCCUGGAACAGGGGCAGUCCAAGACGUUGGUUUAGGUCAAGGCAGGAACUAUUCAUGUAACGUCCCACUCAGAGAUGGAGCUUGUGAUGAAACUUUCAUCCACGUUUUUGAGACCGUUCUCCAAAAAGUAAUGCAGCGCUUUCGGCCGGAAGCUAUUGUGUGUCAAUGCGGUGCAGAUGCCCUCGCUAACGAUCCAUUAGGAACAUUUAACUUGACACCGGCAGCAUACGUCCGCUGUACCGCUGUCAUUCAAAGUUAUGGAUUGCCCAGUCUGUACCUGGGCGGGGGCGGCUAUCACAAGGCAAAUGCGUCCCGUUGCUUCACAACCAUUUUGGCGGUUCUAUUAGGCGAAAAACUGUCUACUGAUAUUCCUGAACAUGACUAUUUCGAUUGGUACGGCCCAAGUUUCGAAUUGAACAUAAGCAAAGGUCUUCGACGGGACGAAAACAGUUCCGAGUACAUCCGCAUCCUUUUACAGCAAGUUUUGGGCAACUUGGAGCUGAUCGCUAGCGAAUCGUGAACGUCUCGGACCGUAAGAAUCCCCCGCUCCAUUAUUUGAAUUGUUCAGAAGUUUUCCCAUAAUCAGCAUUUUAUAUAAGCAGCGCUAGACGACAAUUGUGAACGGUGACGCCAACCAUUUUAUAGAUUAGAGCCAUUAUCGAAUAUCUGAUGUCACAAUAGUUAGACGACGUUCCUUACCUUUUCAUAUUUGUUUUGGUUUGCGGAUCUCAUUCGGAGACUUGUAAAAAUGUGGACUCAUUGUAACAGUAAGGGAUUUGAUGGACAGCUAUAAUCACGUGGAAUUGCGUGGAUGUAUUUCAGACCAAGCUUUAUCGUUGACAUGUGAAUCUGAAUAUGGACGCGUGUUGCCUAACUGUUGUCGAAAUCAUCCACCUACACUGUGCCUACACUAUUGUCGCCUAUGAUGUUGAAUUUGAUAACACCUGAAAGAGCAAAGGGCGA